This is a messenger RNA of Colletotrichum lupini, 7014 nucleotides long. RefSeq names its product fungal specific transcription factor domain-containing protein. Bases 1 to 7014 code for a protein of 2337 amino acids. Gene Ontology annotation, molecular function: arylformamidase activity; transmembrane transporter activity; zinc ion binding. Gene Ontology annotation, cellular component: nucleus. The transcript is spliced from 28 exons. Lineage: Eukaryota; Fungi; Ascomycota; Sordariomycetes; Glomerellales; Glomerellaceae. The record is from RefSeq and is a predicted model, not a curated record. Gene Ontology annotation, biological process: transmembrane transport; positive regulation of transcription by RNA polymerase II; DNA-templated transcription.
AUGGCAGACGUUAGAGUACCACCCACGGGCGUCUUCGUCCCAGUCCCAACCUUCUUCCACUCCGCCUCUGAUUCCGCAGGCGCCCUCCAGCCCAAGGUCGACAUCGACACGCAAGUGAAGCACAGCGUCUACCUCGCAAAGAAUGGCAUCCGCGGCCUAGUCCUCCUCGGCUCGACCGGCGAGGCCAUUCACCUGAACAAGGCCGAGCGUCACGAUCUCGUCGCCGGCGUCAAGAAGGGCCUCGAGGAGGCCGGUUUCCCCGACUACCCUAUCAUGGCCGGCGUCUUGACCAACGGCAUCGACGAGACUCUCGAGUGGCUCGACGACUACGCAAAGGCCGGCGCUCAAUGGGGUCUGGUGCUUGUUCCCGGAUACUUUGGUACCGCCGCGAACCAGAAGAACAUCAAAGAGUGGUACACUGUCGUCGCUGACAAGAGCCCUCUGCCUAUCCUUGUAUACAACUACCCUGGCGUCACAAACAACGUCCUCGUCGAGCCCGACACGUACAAGGACCUUGCCCAACACCCCAAGAUCGUCGGUUGCAAGAUGUCCCAUGGAAACGUCUCCCUCCACCUCCAAGUCUCCUCCGACCCGCGCAUCGACCACUCAAAGUUCCGCGUCUACAGCGGCUUCGGCCAACAGCUCGCGCCCAUCGUCCUCUUCGGCGCCGCGGGCGUCAUCGACGGCCUCGCCGCCUUCUACCCCAAGACGGUCUCGCGCCUCUUCAGCCUGGCGGAGAAGCGCCCCGUCGACCAGGCCACCCUCGAGGAGGUGCAGCGCCUGCAGUACGCCGUCAGCCGCGCCGAGGACUUUAUCGGCAAGACGGGCAUCAUUGGUAUCCGCGAGGGUAUCAUCCGCAAGGCCGGCUUCGGCGCGCUCGAGGGCGGUCGGUUGCCGCUCAAGGGACGCUUGGAUGAGGGUACUUUCAAGGCGUUGGAUUCGCUCUUGUUUUCGGAUAUUCAAAAGAUUGAGGACUCUUUCACACUGCUUGUUUCGCGUGCCCGUUUCUGUCUCAUGGUAGCGUUACGCCUAGUGGACCUUGAUGCCGAUGAACCCAGUGCAGUGGCCGGUCUAUUCCCCAUGAUCCUCCUUUCUAACGCCGUCCCUCCACGUUUCCCCACGCCUUCUCUGACGCCGUCUAUCCGAGAUUCUGUUGGGAGAAUGCGUCGACCUACCUACGCUUCCCUUUGGUAUCGAUACUUUGACCGGUCUGCAAUGUCUACCAACCUUUCUUCCGAACGUGCCGAUAUGCAGCCUUCCGGGCCUCAGACUAUAGGGCACGGCAUCGACGAGCUCAAGCCGAGUGCGUCCCAAUUUGAGACCAUGGAAGAAGGCGACCAUCAUGAAUUCAAGCUUCCCAAGACUGAGGAUGUUGCCUUGGCACUCUUCGAUAAUGUGGGCGAUGUGCACGAAUUCAUCGAUCCGGAGGAGGAGCGACGACUAGUCCGCAAGGUAGACUGGAUGAUUCUUCCAUAUAUUUCAGUCUGCUACGUCUUCUUCUACAUUGACAAAACCACCCUCUCGUACGCUGCCAUCUUUGGUAUUCAGAAUGAUCUCAACCUCAAGGGCACCGAGUAUAGCUGGCUAUCAUCAAUCUUUUACUUUGGGUUUCUGAUUUGGGCUCUGCCUACAAACUUCAUGCUGCAGAAGUUCCCUAUUGCAAAGUAUCUCGGCCUCAACAUCUUUGCUUGGGGUACUUUUCUUAUGCUCCAAGCUGCGGCACCCAACUUUGGAGCUUUAGCCGCACUUCGUGCCAUCAGCGGAGCAGCAGAAGCGUGCGCUGACCCUGCCUUUAUGAUCAUCACCAGCAUGUGGUACACCCGCCGAGAGCAACCCAUCAAAAUAGGCCUCUGGUACACCGCCAACGGCAUCGGCAUCGCCCUCGGCGGCCUCCUAGGCUACGGCAUCGGCAACAUCAAAGGCGCGCUGGCGUCCUGGAAGUAUGAGUUCAUCAUCGUCGGCACCCUGUGCUGCGCGUGGGGCAUUGUUAUUGCCGUCUUCUUGCCGGAUAACCCCAUCACGAGCAGCAAGCUUACAAACCGCGAGAAGAAGAUUGUCGUCGAGCGGUUACGCGAGAACCAAACCGGCGUGGAGAACAAGACGCUGAAGCUCCAUCAGGCUAUCGUGAACGGGGGGACGUCUAAUUUUGGGACUCUGAUCAUCAAGGGCUUCAAGUUCUCGACGUUGGUCACGGCAGUCCUACAGAUCCCAUACGGAGCUAUCAUUUUCAUCGCCAUUCUAGCAUGCGUCUUUAUCAACGACAGACUUCCGCCGAACAACCGGUGUUUCGUGUUGGUGCUCUUUUUGUUGCCCAACGUCGCUGGGUCUUUUGGUCUCCGCUUUGUGUCUGAUGACCAGCAAGUCGGCAGGCUAAUUUGCUACUAUUUAACCGGUUCUAUCAACGCCUCAUUCGUACUUCUCCUCUCACUCCAAACCGCCAACAUUGCUGGACAUACCAAAAAGGUGGUCACCUCCGCGUGCCUGUUUUUGGGAUACUGCGUCGGCAACAUCGCGGGUCCCUUCUUCUACAAGUCAGAUCAGGCGCCUAAGUAUGAGUUGGGUAUUUGGAGUAUGAUUGUCGCUCAUUUGCUUGAGGUUGUGGUUGUGAUUACACUGCGGUUUCUGCUCAAGUGGGAAAAUGAUAGGCGGGACAGAAUGCAGGGGGAAGUCGCCGAGGUUGACCUGGAUGCGACGGCGUUUGGGGAUUUGACGGAUCAGACGUUCUGCCAUAAGAUUUGCGCUUCUCGAAAUCGUAGCAUUGCCACACUCUAUGGCGUAACAAUCACAGAUAUUGCAGUAGCCAAAGUUUCUCGAACUAUAGUGAGAUGCAUCGCUCUGCGCGGCUUCACCUUCACCACACCUCACUCAAUUCUCAUUGCGCUCACCAAGACUCAUCGCAGCAUCAACUACAACGCCCUGGCAUUCACACUACCACCGUUUUCAUCUCUCCCCCUAGACCCUGCUGGGCCGCCUGGGAACGCAUGGGGUCUGUACGGCAAAGAUGACCUCUUAGGGGCGCUGAACCUUCUCACCCCCACAGUCGUGGCCGCUGCGGCAGCAUCUGAGAUUCGAACUGGCCAACGAGUAUCACUGGAUUGGUCAUUGAAUAAUCCCUCUCAGCCAAGCUUCGAUCGGGCGCCAUUUGAGUCUAGACUCGUCAACCGAGCUCAUCCGAGUGGCGAGAAGAGGACCGUCAAUGAUGAUAUCUUGCACUUUAACACGCAAUGUAGCAGCCAGUGGGACGGCUUCAGGCACUAUGGGUACCAGAAAGCCAAGCGAUACUACAACAACACGACCCAAGAUGACCUGGAUAACCCAAAAAACAUUGGCAUAGACGGCAACGCAGCUUGGGUCGAAAAGGGCGGCAUCGUCGGCCGCGGCAUCCUCCUCGACUACGCCAGCUUCUGCGCCCGCCACGCCCUGCCCCUCGAUGCCUUCACCAGCAGCGACAUCUCCCUCACCCACCUACAACAGAUCGCCGCCGAGCAAAAGAUCACCUUCCGGCCGGGCGACAUCCUCUUCAUCCGCUCCGGGUUCACGGCAGGCUACAACGCCAAAGACGACGCCGCGCAAAAGGCCGUCGCGGCGCGCGCCAGCCCGGACUUUCUCGGUCUCGAGCCCACGAAAGACGUGCUCCGCUGGAUAUGGGAGACGGGAUUCGCGGCCGUGGCGGGCGACGCGCCGAGUUUCGAGAGGGCGCCCAUCGCGGGUCCGCAUACGGCUGUCGGCGGCGUGUGGAAGGGCGAGGCGUGGGAGGAGGAGAUGCAGGGAGGUGGUUUGUUGCAUCAAUGGCUGCUGGGAGGUUGGGGAUUGCCCAUUGGCGAGAUGUUUGAUCUCGAGGCUCUUAGUUCGACGUGCCAGGAGCUGGGAAGAUGGACAUUUUUCGUGAGCAGCGUGCCGCUCAAGGUUCCGGGCGGUGUUGCCAGCCCUCCCAACGCCUCUUGGGAUGUCUUCUUCACCUCGGUGUAUCUUAGUGUUCGGGAGUGUAAUCAAUGUGUCAAUGUUCCAUUUCUGGCCAUCCCCGGUGAUGGGAUGUUGCUGGUUCGCUUGGCUUUGCUCGGACUUUGCGGCUGGUUGGCGCGUUUGCAGAUCCCUGACAUUUUCAAAAUUAAUGGUCUGUCGUCUCUGGAACAUAAUUCUUCUCUCAAGAGUCAAGACUCCCUAGCUCUGCUAGCAUAUGCCAUUCCAGAUGAUUCGACUCGGGUGUACCAGGGGAGCCUCCCCCGCAAGGAACCAUCCAUCACCCACAAGGAUCCUAAUCCAGACCGGACCAGCAAGGCGAGAUUAGGCCUAGGGGGCCACAAAGGAAUUAGGAGGCAGACUAGGAAGACAGGGACCGGCCGGGUACCCCGCAUUGUCUUCCCCAUUCCCAAAAGGAUUAAGAAUGAGGUGACAUUUCCGUCUUUCCACGUCCGCCGCCUGUGGUCCCCCUCUCUUCCCCCUUCCCUUCCCACUCACUCGACCAUGUUUCCGUGUGUCCAGCUCCAGCAGCAGGAUCAGGGGAGCGACUCCGGUGUCGGCAUCGGCACCGGUAACAACGGCAACGGCAAUGCCAUGGUGAAUGGAAUCCACCACCCCGGUGUUCGCCGCCAUUCCCAAUCACACCAUAAUGGGAGAGGAGGAGGAAGUCUUGGUAAUCAUAGUCACGGCAAUGGAAACAAGCACGGCAACGGCAAUGGAAACGCAUCGUCGAGCGGCAAUGGAACCGGGAACGGCCGCCACGGCAGCACCAGCAGCAGCAGCAUUCAUGUUCACAAUGAGAACAGCAACGGCAACGGCAAUGGAAAUCACAACCAGCAGCUGGCAUCUCCGCCGCUCACACAUCCGUCGAAUCCGACCCCUCUGACGGAGAGCGGAAGACGUCGUCGGCACCGCGACAAGGAGCGCGUCCGCGUCACCCGCGCCUGCGACAGGUGCAAGAAGCGCAAGAUCCGCUGCACAGGCAUCCAGCCCUGCGAGUUGUGCAUCCGCACCGAGUCCCACUGCACCUACAACGCUUCUUAUGCACGGGGUCGUCAGCCGCCCGUGGCUACUCGGGAGGAUGUCGCCCGAAUGGACCUCGAUGGCCUCGAUGUCUCCGUGUCGGACCAUCCCAACGCUGCUGCUGCCGCUGUUGCUGGUGAAGAUGCGUUGAUGGGCUCCUCCAUCGUCGUAGACGUCUCUGACCCCGGUGAUACUGAUCAUCAAGACGAGACCAUCAUGAACGGCACGAGUCUGGCCGUUGUUGGCAGCGUCGGUCCUGGAACCGCUGAGCCUCCCUCUCGGGCCUCUCCUGAACCUACUCAGACGGAUCUCCAAGGUCACUAUGUCGGUCCCUCGUCUGGUGUCUCUUUCCUGCUGAGAGUCCAGAAACGCCUUCACCAAGCCGUCUCAUUCUCACAAGCCUCCUCCAUCUUCACCUUUGGCGAUGCACCGCUCCCAAACUUUGACCCCAGCGGCGCCUUCUGCGUCCUGCUGUCCAAGGAAGAGGCCACGACCCUCUUGAAGAGAUACUUUGAGUUCGCUGUACCAACUCACCGCUUCUUGCACCGCCCCACGGUAGAAGGCUGGCUGGAGGAGUUCUACGAUACCAUGGGUGCCAUGAAGAGCCAGGAGGACGCACCGGCCCGGAGAGCCCUGCUAUUUAUGGUGUUUGCUCAGGCGCAGGAGUACAUGGGCACCACACACUCGCGUGAGAACGCAGACGCAAGCGCUCGAUACUUCUUGGCUGCAGAUCAUCAGCUCUCCAAAGAGAGAGGCGCCGUCCGCCUGACCAGUGUCCAGGCCCGGCUAUGCCAGUGCUUCUGGCUGCUGUCACAAUCUCGCAUUAACCACUGCUGGAGCUUGUUCGGCACCGCAGGACACCUUGCUCUCGCCAUUGGUCUGAACCGCAACAGGCAUGCGGACCCGGCAGGGGGUUACAACUAUAUUGAGCUCGAGUGUCGCCGUCGCACGUUCUGGUGCGCUUACAGCCUCGACAACUAUCUCAGCGCUGCACUUGGUCGUCCACGAACGUUCCAUGAUGAGGACAUUGACCAGGAACUCCCGUCGUGUUCAGAAGACGCGGAUCUCCAUGCAGAUCACAUCACACCCCGUAUGGGACGUGGCCAGUCUCUCAUGCUGGCUCCGGUUGCUCAUGUCAAGCUCUCACGGAUAGUGAGCAUGAUCUUGCGUGACCUCUACUCUAUAAGACCGUCGUCGUUCUCAAAUAGAUGUGCUCUGGCGGCGAAAUACUCUCAAAAUCUGAAGCACUGGAGGGCCGAAAUGUCGCAGUUCUUGGAUGAUGGCGUCAACACGGCAUUACUCAUUCCCAUCUUCCAGCGGCAACGCAACGUGUUAAACCUGGCGUACUGGCAUGCUAUGAUCCUCACACAUAGGCCCUUUUUGCUGAGUAACUUUGCCCGGCUACAGCGAAACGGUAAAGCCCGUCGGAAGAGUGUGCCACACAAGGACCAGACGGAAGAAAGCGUCAACGCCUGUCUCGACGCUGCGAUGCACGUUGUCGACACCGUCAACGAUCUUAUACAGGCAGGGCAGCUAUUCCGUGCUUUCUGGUUCACUUCCUACUUUGCCUUCUCAGCCGUCGUUGUUCUCUAUGUAUAUACCAUCCAGCAACGGACAGCCCCGACAGAGGCAUGGCAGGCCUACUUCAACGCGGCAUGUCGCUGCCAGACGCAACUAGCCUCGCUCGCCGACAACGAGUCGACGCUAGCGGCGCGAUACUGCCUCGUCCUCGAGGAGCUGAGAACCGAAGCGCUUCGACAGACCGAGCGACACCAGAGCCCGGCCAUAACCCAUCAGACGGGACAAAAUGGCGGACAGAUCUCCCGCGCCGCUAUCGUUGCUUCUGGAAACGAAGAUGUCCAGCCGCAGCAUGAGCAGCAUCACCUGGCCAAUCUCAACUUCCCCGAUGUGGGACACGCAGACGAGUUUGUUGGUUUUGAUGCGAGCCCGAGCAGCUCUCUGGCUGAUAUGACGAGUUGGGGUCAAUUUGACUCCAUGUUUGGAUCCGGGUCAAUAUGUCAGCUAUUUUGA